AACUUCACCAUCAGAGCGCAUGAAGUAAAUCAGAUACCCGGACUCCUUCCCACACCCAUUGGUGCUGUUGUAGAAAGAGAAAUGCAGUGGUAGCCUGUUCAAGUGACAAACUUGUUUGGGCUGGCAGACAGAUAUUGUGGGGGAGGAAAAACAGACAAGAGACAACAGACUCGGUAUAGUUUUUUUUCCCCACAAUGACGGCUAAAACUUUGGAGAAAGUCCCGGUGAGUCUCGGGGGAUUCGCGCACCCCGUAGCCGAGACCGUUUACUCUGUGGAUGACAUCGCCACCAGCCUGCCAACCUCCGUAGCCAUCUUCCCCAACACCGAUCUGGGAGGGCAUUACGACCAGAUGAACGGGGCAGCAGAUGGCCUGAUGAGCGCAGACAUGAGCGCAGAGAAGCGGUCGCUGGAUCUCUCCUCUUACUCCAGCGGUUUCUCUCAGCCUUCCUCCCACCGCAACCAGACCUUCACCUACAUGGGAAAGUUCUCAAUUGACUCCCAGUACCCGGGCAACUGGAACCCCGAGGGAGUCAUCAACAUCGUCUCCGCGGGCAUCUUCGGCAUGGCCCAACCGCCGCCUCCCCCUCCUCCUCCCUCCUCCUCGGCCUCCUCCUCCCCGGCUUCCUCUGGAUCUCCCAAUCACUUUUCCAACGGAGCUUUGAGCUGCACGAUGGCGGCUCAGAACCAGGGAGAGAUAGACCACCACCAUCACCACCUCUACUCCCCCCCGCCUCCUUACUCCUCUGGCUGUGGGGAGGUCUACCAGGACCCCUCAGCGUUUUUGUCCACUUCUACCUGCCCCAUCGCCUCCUACCCGCCGCCCUCCUACUCUUCACCCAAACCGCCAAGUACCUCAGACGCACCGGGGAUUUUCCCAAUCAUCCCUGACUACUCCGGCUUCUUCCAGCCGGCGUGCCAGCGGGACAUGCAGACGGCGGGCAUCCCGGACCGGAAACCGUUCGGCCCGUGCCCGCUCGACACAUUCCGCGUCCCCCCACCUCUGACCCCGCUGAACACUAUCAGAAACUUUACACUGGGUGGCCCAGGUGGAAGCGGCUGUGAGGGAGGGCCGGCGAGGCUUCCCUCUGCAUACAGCCCACAGAACCUGCCACUUAGGCCAAUCCUACGGCCCAGAAAGUACCCGAACAGACCCAGCAAAACGCCCAUUCAUGAGCGGCCGUACCCGUGCCCUGCAGAGGGAUGCGACCGGCGGUUCUCCCGCUCCGACGAGCUGACUAGACACAUCCGGAUCCACACGGGACACAAGCCGUUCCAGUGCCGGAUCUGUAUGCGCAACUUCAGCCGCAGCGACCACCUCACCACCCACAUCCGGACGCACACCGGAGAGAAGCCGUUCGCCUGCGAUUUCUGCGGCCGCAAGUUCGCCAGGAGCGACGAGAGGAAGAGACACACUAAAAUCCACCUGAGGCAGAAGGAGAGGAAGUCCUCCACCAUCUCCUCCUCGUCUUCUUCAUCAAGCAGCUCUGGCCUGGAGCGGGCGUCCGGCGGCAUCAGCGCAACCAACGGGAUUUGUUCAUAGUUAUUACCGGAAAACUCGGUUGUCACACCGGUAGCGUGACGCACACUAACCCCUGAAUGAACAGUUGUAUCAAAAGUGAUUUUUAUAUUGUUAUGAACUAAAGGAAGCGACCGCAACUCCGGGGUGGGAGUAAAAAAAACAGAAGCUGCAAGCUACCUGCAGCCGUGCGCAAUUACGCACAGUUGAGCACAAUUCCUCGUUCCAGGGACUGGGCUGGAUGGAAAGACUGACACGAAUGCACUUUGUCUGCACAGUCUACUGAAUAUACAAGUAAAUAUAGCCAUUAAUUCAUAACAGUAUACAAGGACCAUAAUUGUAAUAUAAAAGGGACAUUUCUAAUAUGGCCAACGGUGUGAACGUGCAAUAAGCUGCACGUUGAAAUGUGAAAUAACUGCAAUAACUUUUUGAAAAUGUGUUUUAAGUUAUUGAAUUGACAAAGUGUUCAUUCUAACAUGUUUGUUGAUUGCUAUACUCCCCCUCUAGUGCCUUGCUCUGUGUCUGUUUUGUACACUGACUGAUUCAAGGACGCUUUGAAUGCAAUGUAAAUGUGUCGUUUAAUAUGGAAAGAUGGGAUCUAUUCUAUUUUUGUACACAUUUCGUGUCGUGUAACUCAAAGUGUUGAGAAGUUGUAGUUCACAUGUAAAAGAAAAACGGGAUGUAAAUAAGUUGAACUCAUACUGACUUGACGUUUGUGUUGUGGUUGUUUUUGGAGUCUCAUUAAAUG
Molecule: messenger RNA, 2265 nt
Organism: Myripristis murdjan (pinecone soldierfish)
Lineage: Eukaryota; Metazoa; Chordata; Actinopteri; Holocentriformes; Holocentridae
Gene: egr2b
Product: early growth response 2b
Exons: 2
Coding region: 195-1541 (448 amino acids)
Biological process (GO): regulation of transcription by RNA polymerase II
Molecular function (GO): DNA-binding transcription factor activity, RNA polymerase II-specific; RNA polymerase II cis-regulatory region sequence-specific DNA binding
Source: RefSeq, a predicted model, not a curated record